GCCCUGGGAUAAGGGCCCUCCCCGCGCGGCUCGCCCGCGUUUCUUCCGCCGCCUGCUGCAGGCGCCGGCCAGGGCCAGGGCCAGGGUCAGGGUCUGGGGCGGGGGCGAGCGGGCGUGCAGCGCUUGCUCGCGGAGGCCGGCUCGGCCAUGGUGCAGGCCUGGUACAUGGACGAGUCCGCCGACGACCCGAGGCUGCCCCACCGCGCCGAGCCCAGCCGCCCGGUCGGCCUGGAGCAGCUGCGCCAGCUUGGGGUUCUUUAUUGGAAGUUGGAUGCGGACAAAUAUGAGAAUGAUCCAGAAUUAGAAAAGAUCCGAAAAGAGAGAAACUAUUCCUGGAUGGACAUAAUAACCAUAUGCAAGGAUAAACUACCAAAUUAUGAAGAAAAGAUUAAGAUGUUCUACGAGGAGCACUUGCACCUGGAUGACGAGAUCCGCUACGUCCUGGACGGCAGCGGCUACUUCGACGUGCGGGAUAAGGACGACAAGUGGAUCCGCAUCUUCAUGGAGAAGGGGGACAUGAUAACUCUCCCCGCGGGGAUCUAUCACCGCUUCACGCUGGACGAGAAGAACUACGUGAAGGCCAUGCGGCUGUUUGUGGGCGACCCCGUGUGGACGGCGUACAACAGGCCGGCCGACCACUUCGAGGCCCGGGGGCAGUACGUGCGGUUCUUGGCGCAGACAGCGUAGCGGCAUCGGGGUCCGCUCACGCUUCGCCCUCGCGAACGCCCGGAUCACAGCAGAGACCCGUCCUUCCUCCUUCUCUCCGUUGUAGACGUGGGGCUGGGUGAGCUUUCCUUGGCAAGAUAAUGGGAUCGGUGUGCUUAACGAAAGGAGCUUUGUUAUAAAAGUGAUUUUUCCGUGGAAGCAACUCUGGGACUGUGGACAGACCACGUUCAUCUCACCUAAUUCAAGGUCAGCCCGAAUGGGAGUCCCGUCUGGAGUGUUGAAGUGCCAGCCUGCUCCCUCCGACCUGGUUCCUCGACUGUGAGCAGUUGUCUGCCCUGCAGUGCCUGUCUCGUAAGCAGGUGUCACGGGGGACGACAGGACCAACAGGACCGGCCGGAAAGAAGACGACACUUUUCUCCUAAAACUGGGUGGGAAGUGCUGUCGGGGGCAGGCUCUCCCCUUACUGGGGGGGGGGUACUCAGAGUUGCUUAUGCCAGUUCCUUGUUCAAAAUAAAGUAGCUGCCUUAAUUUCAUACUCUUGCCUUGCAGUCCUUAUGCAGGUAUAUACGGUUCAUUAAAAUCACUCUGUUUAGA
Ailuropoda melanoleuca (giant panda) is the source of this 1260-nucleotide messenger RNA. It is a transcript of the gene ADI1, whose product is annotated as acireductone dioxygenase 1. Gene Ontology annotation, molecular function: acireductone dioxygenase [iron(II)-requiring] activity. The record is from RefSeq and is a predicted model, not a curated record. The coding region runs from base 148 to 687 and encodes 179 amino acids. The transcript is spliced from 4 exons. NCBI's taxonomy places the organism in Eukaryota, Metazoa, Chordata, Mammalia, Carnivora, Ursidae.